This is a messenger RNA of Erpetoichthys calabaricus (reedfish), 2563 nucleotides long. It is a transcript of the gene dtl, whose product is annotated as denticleless E3 ubiquitin protein ligase homolog (Drosophila). Gene Ontology annotation, cellular component: nucleus. Lineage: Eukaryota; Metazoa; Chordata; Cladistia; Polypteriformes; Polypteridae. The transcript is spliced from 15 exons. The coding region runs from base 136 to 2133 and encodes 665 amino acids. The record is from RefSeq and is a predicted model, not a curated record. Gene Ontology annotation, biological process: proteasome-mediated ubiquitin-dependent protein catabolic process; mitotic G2 DNA damage checkpoint signaling. Gene Ontology annotation, molecular function: protein-macromolecule adaptor activity; protein binding.
GUUUGUCUUGCAAACAGUUUCUCCGGUUCGCGGGAGUUUUGUGAAUCAGGAGAGGAGCGCGUGGCCACACUGAGUGGAGGAGGUCAUCUGUGCAAAACGAAGGCACGGCAUUCGGUACCGAUUUCAGAUUAAAAGAUGCUUUUUCAAGCUAUCGUCGGGCGAGGAAUUUCCAGCCGCAAAUGUAACGGAACAGAGCCGCGGCUCCCUCUGCACUCCCUGCUUGGUGGCUACCAGUGCGCGCGGGCGGAUGAGCACAUCUCCUAUGGCGAGCAGGGGGCCGUCGUCCCGCCCUUCGGGUGCACCUUCUCAUCAGCUCAGGGAAUCCAGCACGUCCUGGCUGUUGCUAAUGAAGAAGGAAUCAUAAGGCUGUAUGACACGGAAGCACGCAGGACCCCCGUUCUUAAAGAGUGGCUGGCUCAUUCAAACGCGGUGUUCGAUAUUGCCUGGGUCCCAGGGGAACAUAAACUGGUAACGGCAUCCGGAGACCAGACUGCCAAACUCUGGGAUGUGAAAACCAGCGAGCUCUUGGGGAUCUUCAAGGGGCACCAGUGCAGCCUCAAAUCCGUCGCCUUUGCAAAGCAAGAAAAGGCUGUCUUCUGCACUGGUGGACGAGAUGGCAACAUUAUGGUCUGGGACAUGCGAUGCAGUAAGAAAGACGGGUUUUACAAGCAUGUGAAGCAGAUCAGUGGCGCCCACAACAAGCCAAGCAAAGAGACCCCCUUGAAACAGAAGAAGAAGAAACAGGCGAAUUCUCAGCAAAGUGUGACUGCAGUUUUGAUGCUAGACGAGCACUCGCUCCUCUCCGCUGGAGCUGUUGACGGUGUUCUUAAGCUUUGGGACUUGAGGAAGAAUUACACAGCCCACUUGCAGGACCCCGUGCCCCUCCAGUCCUAUCCUUACCCUGGCAGCAGCCUGCGGAAGUUAGGCUUCUCCAGUCUUGUGUUGGACUCCAGCGGCUCAAGUCUGUUUGCCAACUGCACAGAUGAGAACAUUUAUAUGUUUAACAUGGCUGGACUGAAAACUGAGCCUGUGGCCGUCUUCAGUGGUCACCUCAACUCCACCUUUUAUGUGAAGUCCAGCGUCAGCCCCGAUGACCAGUUCCUGGCAAGCGGCUCCAGCGACCACAACGCGUACAUCUGGAAGAUUUCAGAACCCCAGAGCCCCCCCAUAUUACUUCAGGGCCACUGUCAGGAGGUCACGUCUGUCACCUGGUGUCCCACUGACUUCACAAAGAUCGCCACUUGUUCGGAUGACAACACUGUGCGCAUCUGGCGCCUCGACCGAGGGGCAGAGGGAGAGAAGACCACCCUGGGGGCCGCCAACUUGGUAGGCUGGGCCAGGAAAAAGCAAACGUCCAAGGCCUCAGAGCCAAUGACUCCGUCUGACCAAACGGCCCUGGCGUCUCCACUCGCUGUGAGCCCAGCGACCAUCUCCUCCCCCCGAGCUGCAGCCUGUGCCCCCAGCAGAGCGGACCUGCCCCAGCCCUCCAGCACGCACAUCCACCCUGCGGGCCCCAAAAGCGCCCCCAGCACUCCUAAGCAGACUGCUUCAUCUCCGUCGCUCAUGAGGUGGGUGACACUGAACACCACGCCCUCUAGCUCUACAAGACAAGGUACCCCCCAGUCCAGGAGGGUCCUGAGUCCUCUGGCACAGAGCCGGGUGCUCACAACACCGGUCUCAGAAAGGAGAGCCAAGCGACGGCUGGAAACGAGUGAGACGGCGGGCCGCACCUGUCCAGAGGAGUGCGACUGCGUGCGGGAGCUGGACCCCCUGGCGAAGAGGAGACGAGACUUGGCGGGACUCUGCUGCACGGCCAAGGCUGAGAAGAAAGAGGAGGAGGAGCAGCCACUCCCUGGCAGCCCGGUCCACAAGGAGUCCACGGAGAAGAUUCUAGAAGACCACCAGCAUUUGAAUGGACAUAGACCAUCAGAUAAGGAGAACAAUUCUCCUGGCCGCUCAAACUGGCUGUCGGCCAUGGGGCACAGACUGAAAGGUGGGCAGGGUAGCCCCUCGAGCCGAAGAAGUCCAGCGAGCAAAGGGACACACAGCAAAACUGCAGUGUCACCGCUUCCCGGCACCCCAGGAUCCAUGAAGAAGAUCUCCUGCUACUUCCAAAAGAUCAGCCCCGAAUGAAGAGCGGCCGCGAGUCCCUUUCGCUUAAUCGAGCACUGAAUGCACUGCGGCGGCGGCGGCGGACCGCCCCUGGAGCUCCACCCCGCACUCACGUUCAUCUUCUCCGGGCUCAGACGUCGCGCCGUUUCCUCAGCACCUUAGCACGGAGGAUAUGUUGCAUUGCCGUUUCCUUUUUGGGGAGGCGCUUCCGUCGGAUGUUUUUAACACGUUUGUAACGGCACAUUCAUUUUAGAGGACUUGCUCUUCGUUUUCUGUGCUGUCGUCACAUUUGGUUUAUUACUUUGUUUCUAAAUGAAGUCGCUUUUAUGUGUCGCGCUGUGGCGGACCGGACCUGAGAGAGACCAGGCCCAGGGGGCCGCGGGCUGCGUAAAGGGGCGGAGCCAUCGGGAUGGUUCUAACUAGACGACCCAAUAAAAUCCAAAUGCAUUAA